AAUUUUGAUUAAUUAAAGCCGUUAGAAAAAAAAAACGAGUAUUAUGCGUUAAUGCCGAAAUAGUUGUAUUAUACAGUAAACACUACAGUUUCCAGAAAUAUCAAAUUAAAAAAAAAAGGGAAAAAAAAAAGCAAAAAAAAAGAAAAAAAAGAAGGGGAGCUAUGGUGAUGCGAUGUUGGGAUUUAUUUAUAAGCGAGACGAGACGAGACGAGAGGUAAGAAGAGAAGAAGAAGAAGAAGAAGAAGAAGAAGAAGAAGAAGGAGACUGUGACACCUAUCAACUCUGUCUUAUCUAAUCCUCAACAUAUAUAUGUUGUAGGCAACUAUAUUUUUAGAAGUGAUAAGGUCCUCUGAGCAUUGGCAUGGGUCUGCCACAUACUGCUUCAAACGAGCAAGCAAAUGAAGGUUUGUCUUCUGCUUCAAGUUGCAGCCUUUCCCAAAGUCUUCCUGUAAAUGCCUCUUCUGGUGAUUCCACCGGUAAUUUAAGAGGGAAUAAUGAAGGAAGCCUCUCCUCCUUUAUUGGAGAAUCUGAUAGGAACACUACAUUGAAAUCUUUGGAGUUUAGAGAUGAUGACUUUUGGAGAUUUCAUGACACCCGGGCUGGUACUUCAUUAUCUGAUCACCAACCGGCUUAUGCCAUGGAUAAGGUUAAUUUGAAUCGAAAUGGAGUUAGAAGGAUAGUUGGUUUCCAGUCAAAUGAAUCUAGCUCACCGAGUAGUGAAUACACACGUAUCACUGGUAAUCGCACUGCUGGAUCUAAUGAAGUAGAUAUCACCGGUGGAUCAUUAGUCAGGAAACGGGUUAGCUCUCCUCUGAGUAAGCUUUUCCCUGAGAAAUUUAGAGGUGACUCGCUCGAUAUCAGCCGUAGCAACCAACAGUUAACAACCAACACUCCUGUUGCACAAGAUCAUAAAAAGGCCAAUAUCUCUGAGACAUUAUGUUUCUUUACCACUUCUACCUGCUCUGAAUGGGGGAAUGACUCGUCACACAGGGGUAAGCUUUCAUCUACCAUUUUCACGGAUGGUCCAUUGCUUGACUCCAGUGAUCUACAGCCCACAAAAGAUAUACCUUACUUAUAUUCACCAGUACAUGAAAGAUCUCUAGUACAUGCUAAACCAUUACCAUGUCAUAAGAAUAUAUCUGUCUCUCCUCCACUUUCUCUGUCACCUCUUGGGCCAAGAUUUUCCGAGAGAAUGAAAGCUCUCCAAGGGGGCCUAAAUGGGAAUGUUUUUGAAGAUGGUGUUUGUUUAAGGAAUACUGGUGAAGAAGCAGAACUCAGGACUGGUCGUAUAUCGUUUGAUGAUAGUAAUGGUAUCCAGAGAGCCUUUUCAAUGGAUACAGGUAUUGAAUCAGUUCCUACAUCUCCAUGUAAAAGGUUUAGUAGAAGCUUGAGUGGACGUCCCAUUCAAAGGUCAUUGGUUGGUUCUUUUGAAGAAUCGCUAUUUUCAGGAAGGUUUUCCUGUGGGCAAACUAAUCAGAAGAUCGACGGUUUUCUUGCCAUUCUUAGUAUUGCUGGUGGAAACAUCUCUCCAAAAUCACAAAAGCUUCCAUUCUCAGUAACAAGUAUUGGUGAUGAUUGCUUCUUACUAUACUACGCCUCCAUAGAUAUCUCUGGAGGGUCUUCGCAAAACAAACUAUGGGGUCAGAAACUGAAAACCAACCAAAAAAAUUCUGAUGCUCAGAGCAUUAAUAGACGGCUUCGAAUUCCUAUGAAGGGUCGUAUCCAACUGGUUCUGAGUAACCCUGAAAAGACACCUCUUCACACUUUCCUCUGUAAUUAUGACUUAACAGAUAUGCCACACGGUACAAAGACCUUCCUGCGCCAAAAGGUUACCCUGGCCUCCUCUGUUCUGACCAAAGCCAACCAAAGUCAUGCAAAUAAAGGUAGGGAAGGAUCUGAGUCAGUGGAUGAAUUGCAUUCGCCGAAUGAGUGUGGGAACAAGAAUUGUCGUGAGACGUACAGAGAAACAGGAAAACGCUGCUCAAAAUCCGGAGUCAUGCGCUACGCUCUACAUCUAAAAUUUAUUUGCCCGUUACGCAAGAAAGCCACAAAAUUAGGUCAGAAGAAAAGCUUGGAUGCAGCAGACGAUGGGGAGAGGAGAUUCUAUUUGUAUAACGACUUAAGAGUUGUGUUUCCUCAACGCCACACUGAUUCUGAUGAAGGAAAGUUGAAUGUGGAGUAUCAUUACCCGGAAAAUCCAAGAUACUUCGACGUGUAACCAAUUGAAUCUCUCUGCUUCCUAAAUCGUUUUCUAAUUUAGCUUUUGUUAGAAGAAAAUAAAAGAACGUUGUACAUAUAAAAUAGAGAAUAAAUCAUCUGUCAUCUAAAUAGCCAUACCAAGUUGGUUUCACUUUCAGUAAUGGCUGACUUACUUUGUAGAGAACACUACUGCUAAAAAACGAAAACAUGCAAUUUUAUGAA
Molecule: messenger RNA, 2421 nt
Organism: Camelina sativa (false flax)
Lineage: Eukaryota; Viridiplantae; Streptophyta; Magnoliopsida; Brassicales; Brassicaceae
Source: RefSeq, a predicted model, not a curated record